AUGAACGCCCUGGUCGGGUACGGCGUGUCCUCAGGCUCGGACAGCGAUGGAGAGGCGCCAGAAGAACAUGACAGGAUCAGGUCCAGUCAGGAGGUGUGUCCAGAACCUGUAAAGAGCAGGAACUUGCUUCUUGAGGCGGAUUGUGGGUCUGAGUCCAGUGAGUCAGAGGAGCUAGAAGAAGAGCAGCGUGUUCUUCAUCGUGCACCCACACGGCGGACUCUGCCGAGCCCCACACUGUCCUCUGGGCUCACUAAACUGCCACCACCCUCCCUGCAGACCUGCUCGGACACCAGUGUGUUCACAAACCCCUUCAAGGCUCAGCAGGACCAGAAACUUAGCGCCCUGCAAAAGCACGUGCCCCUGACAGAGCAGGCCCGACCCUCCCACAUCGGGGGACGCCGCGUCUGUGUGUCCUACAGGAAGGAAGGCAGAUGCAGAUUUGGCAUCAAGUGCAAGUACGCUCAUGAUAGUGACCUCCAAACCGCUCCCAUGGACUCUGUUAAGACGAGUAAAGACACUCAAACCAGAGCCUGCGGGGCUCGUGGGCCACAGGGUUCGCAACAUGACCCAGAGGAUAAGCCAGAGGUGCAUAAGAGCUUACUUGUUGGUGUUCCCACACUACAUUGUCCUCGGUCACCUCAGUCUGCUGGAGGCAGCUGCUGUUGGGAGUGGUGGAAGACAUCACUGGAUUUUCAAGAAUAA
Knipowitschia caucasica is the source of this 702-nucleotide messenger RNA. Lineage: Eukaryota; Metazoa; Chordata; Actinopteri; Gobiiformes; Gobiidae. The record is from the annotation of a GenBank genome assembly.